Molecule: messenger RNA, 453 nt
Organism: Pseudogymnoascus destructans
Lineage: Eukaryota; Fungi; Ascomycota; Leotiomycetes; Thelebolales; Thelebolaceae
Exons: 2
Coding region: 1-453 (150 amino acids)
Molecular function (GO): acyltransferase activity, transferring groups other than amino-acyl groups
Source: RefSeq, a predicted model, not a curated record
AUGGCGAAAGGAACCUGGUACCAUGAGAACUAUAUGAUUUCCACCUCGCCGGAGCUUAUCCAACCUGAGGCUGUCAAUGCAGCGUUCGAAUCUGAUGCUAUAUAUUGGGCCAGGGGCAUGGAGCCUGAAUAUUUGAAGAAGAUGUUAAGCAAGUCUCUUUGUUUCGGGGUUUAUGCGCUACCGGAAUCAUCUCGAACUGGCUGGUCGCAGCAAUCCUCCUCAGAUUGGUUUUGCUCGUUUACAGACGAGGUCACAUUUGCAUACCUGAUAGACGUAUAUGUUCUUGAAGAACAUCAGGGGAAGGGCCUAGGAUCAUGGCUGGUGGAAUAUGUUAACGAGGAGUUUGCAUCUUGGCCACAUCUGAGACGAGUGAUGCUGAUGGCAAACCUGAAAGAGGGAGAGGCGUUUUACGCUCUCAAUUCAAGCAGGGCGAGAAUGGUUUUGCAAUCUUAA